This is a messenger RNA of Cylas formicarius (sweet potato weevil), 1362 nucleotides long. RefSeq lists its product as uncharacterized. The record is from RefSeq and is a predicted model, not a curated record. Bases 71 to 817 code for a protein of 248 amino acids. NCBI's taxonomy places the organism in Eukaryota, Metazoa, Arthropoda, Insecta, Coleoptera, Brentidae. The transcript is spliced from 5 exons.
UAUCGACGAACUGAUCGCAUUGUGAAAACGAAAACAUACUCAGUCGCGAUAAACAAUAUUUCGAACGAAAAUGAAACUUCUCACGCAGGUCUUGGUUGUCUUGGGGCUGUAUUAUUCAACGGCCGUGGGUUUGGAAUCGUUCCCUGCGGAACCAUUUGGACUGAUCGAUGGACAAAUAAAUUCCACGAUAAACGGUUUGCUGGCAAACCUUUCUGACCCUUUCGAAAUUGAAGAUUUGUCGGCCACUUUCGACAGCGAACUCUUAACAGGAUCGUUCGGGAUAAACGACCUAACCCUGUUGGGUGUCAAAAAAAUAGCAGCCAGCAAAAUCGACGUCAACCUGCUCGGCUUGGCUUUGAACAUGACCAUUUCCGUGCCGAAACUGAUCUUGAACUCCAAAUACAACGCCGACCUGGCGCUGGCUGACCUAUUGCCGCUCUAUGGCGAUGGUAGAGCCAGCGUCACGUUAGAGGGAUUCGAUAUCAUUGUGGGUGGCAAAUUGAAUAUAACCGGCGGCCUGGGAUUGUCCAACGUUUCGAUCUUGACCACCCUCGACGACGCUAACUUUGACUUGCACGGCAUGCUCAACAACGAAGAGUUCAGCCUCCUGGUGAGCGAGGCUUUAAACGACAACUUCGUCGAUUUUCUGAACGAAAACGAACAAGUAAUCGGGGGUUACUUAAGCGCGAUUGCGCAGGCCGCUAUCAACGGGAUUUUGGGUAAAUCUGCGGCCUCCGACACUCUGGACGAAAUCUUGGAAGUUGUCAAUCGAGGUCUUUAUCCUCACGUUACGAUUGCCAGGACCAAAGCUUUAUAACUUUAUUUUUAAAAUGUUGCUAAUUGUAUUCUAAAUAAAAUUGUUUUAACCCCGCAAGUAAUCGAAGAGAAGUUAAUGCUGUAGAACCCUGAAGUACCUUUGCAAGUAAUAAGGCUGAAAAUAUGACAAAAGCAGAUAAAAUUUUGCGAAAGGGUGUUUUCGAUGACUCGGAAUUUAAAUCCGGUAUUAUUUUUUCAAAUUUUCGGCAAAUUAUCGAUAAAACCAGUUUUAAAAUAUUUUGACCCCUGCCUCUAAGAGAGGAUAGUUUUAGAGGUAUCUGCGGAUAGACCUUGUUGACCUCCCUUCGAUACAUUUUUUUUCGAAGCAAUGUAGGUAAAAAAAUUGAAAAUUUUUUGAGAAAAUUCAGGGCCUUUGGAAAUAUUCGAUCAACGUCGAUAUUUUUCGAUCCGGUAUCCGAAAUUUCCGAAAUUUGGUAACUGGUAAGGGGGUGCCUUUUUAGCCAUUCCGGCAAAAUAUACCAAAUUCGGAUUUCUGAUAAUGCGUGUAUGGAAAAUUUUAUCCACUCAAAAUGGGAUGAUCAAUUU